AUUUUUCUUCUUUCACCCUCUAGUAAUAGAAUGGUAUAAUCUAAAAAUGGCGGGUAUUUUGAGCAAGACUUUCCUGAAGUUUUUUGUAUGUUUGAACUAAAAACUGAUUUGCAGACGAUACAGAGCAGAAGAGUUCUAUCAGAAUUUUAAAACACUGUACAAAGGAAAGGAUCACAGUUUUUUACGGUUUGUGAACCUUCCAUUCUACCAUGAGACGAUCAGCUGCCCCAUCCCAGCUUCAUGCUGCCAAGAGGCCGAGGUUUAACCCUCCCUUUGCUACACCACAAGUCACCAAGCCAUGGGUACAACAGGAACCAACUAAAGCAUCUCAAACAACACCUGUGUUAAGAGGACCAGCAGCUCAGCCUGCAUCUUCCAAGUCUCAGCCCAAGCAUCGUCUCCUCAGCAUUUUAGAAACACCCAAGCCAGCAUACCACAAUGGAAACGAACCAACCAUCAAUCACAAUAGUUCUGAUCUACAGAAUACUCCCAACUUCGCUCUAUCUCACCUUGACCAAUGGGAAGAGGAGGAUGAGAACCAACCAGAGGGCACUGUACGACCACAGACUUCCUGCCAAAAUGUGGACAAUCAUAAACAACAGUUACGACCUGUUCUGGGUCAAAAGUUUUCAACGCAAAAACCUUUAGUUCACGUACAACCCAAACAUAAUUCUGUCAAUAGUACAGGCCCUGGAGAGGGUAGUGUUCAGGCUCGGUACUAUAAUGUCAUGUGGUGUAAGGUGUCAGGGAGGAAACACAAGAGAUGGGAGGGUGAUGCAGUACUGGUAGUGCACAAGAGAUCGGUAGAACUGUUAGACACGGAAGGGAAGAAGAUCGGUGGAGCGAGUGGGUACAAGGCAACAGAGCUGUCUGAGAUGACUGAGGGACAGACACUGAAGGUGGGAGGGAAGGAGGUGGAGAUAUAUGAUGAGAUCUCCCUUGAAGACUGGAAUUCUGGAAAGUGCUUCCAGAGUAUAGCAAGCUCUUCAUCUCCCGACCCUGCUCCUACAAAGGUGCAGCCUAAACCCAAGCCUUUCACUAACCCCAUGAAGGACAAGCAGGCUGCAACACAGAGAAAAUCAGCAGGGGGAGGCGGUGCACCGCAAACUGUUGCACCAAGGUUUGACCCUACAGCUGAGGGGGUGCUGGUGAUGCCUCGCCCCUCCCCUGCUCACCAGUGGAAGUACAACCCUGCCGGUCAGCCCCUGGUGGACGUUGUAGUGGACCCUCACCUGUCCAGACACCUCAGGCCACACCAGAGAGACGGGGUCAUCUUCCUGUACCUGUGUGUCAUGGGCAUGAGGGACCAUCCAGGCCUGGGUGCUAUCCUGGCUGACUCCAUGGGCCUGGGUAAGACUCUGCAGUGUAUCACCCUGAUAUGGACCUUACUGAAGCAGGGGCCUUACGGGGGCAAGCCAGUCCUGCACAGGAUUCUUAUUGUCACUCCAGGUAGUCUUGUCAAGAACUGGGUGAAAGAAUUCAAGAAAUGGCUGGGGAAUGAGCGCUGCAAAGUGUAUGCAGUGGGGCAGGACAGCAGAGUUGAUGAGUUUGCCCGGUCUCCCCUCUACCCUGUCAUGAUCAUCAGCUAUGAGAUGCUGGUCAGGUAUGUCAGGGAUAUAGAGAAGAUCAACUUUGACCUGAUAGUGUGCGACGAGGGCCACCGGCUCAAGAAUACCAACAUCAAGACCACCUCCUCUAUCUCAGGGCUAUCAGCUAGGAGAAGGAUUGUGCUGACAGGUACUCCCAUCCAGAAUGACCUCCAGGAGCUCCACUCCAUUGUAGACUUCUGUAACCCCGGGGUGUUGGGGCCGAUCACGGCCUUCAGGAAGGUGUAUGAGGAACCAAUUGUCAGAUCCCAUCAGCCCGGUGCUACAGAGGCAGAGAAAACGUUGGGCGCGACACGUGCAGAAGAACUGUCUCGCCUCACGGGCCAGUUCACGCUGCGGCGGACAGAAGACGUCAACAACAAGUACCUCCCGUCCAAGGUGGAGGCUGUUGUCUUCUGCAGACCCACCCCCCUGCAGCUGGACAUCUACAGGAAGCUGCUCUGUUCCAGGGUGCUCAAGUCCUUUCUUUACAGCAAUAGACCCACAGAUGGCAGUUUACACCUGAUGUGUAUCUCAGCCCUAAAAAAGCUGUGCAAUGAUCCCUGCCUGAUCUACACUGCUGCAAAAGAGGCAGAAGACAAGGCUCCCAGUUUCCUGGAGGAUGAAGAUGAACUGUUUGGGUUUGACCAGGUGGAAGAGUCCAUCUACAAGGAUGUGCUAUCACUCUUUCCCAGGGGAUAUGAUCCAAACAGUUCAAGUCCAGAGUAUUCUGGUAAGCUGCAGGUCCUGGCUGACCUACUAGGGUCCUUGUACUCAGAAGGACCCAGAGAGAGGAUUGUGGUGGUGUCCAACUACACACAGACCUUAGACAUGGUACAGGGGCUGUGUAAAUCACAAGGUUAUGGUUAUCUAAGGCUGGAUGGGAGCACACCUACUGGCAAGAGACAACAGAUUGUGGAGAGAUUCAACGACAAGUACUGCAGAGACUUUGUGUUCCUCCUGAGUACCAAGGCUGGUGGGGUGGGGCUGAACCUGAUCGGAGCGUCUCGCCUGGUCCUGUACGACAUCGACUGGAACCCCGCUAACGACCUGCAGGCCAUGGCACGUGUGUGGCGGGACGGCCAGCCCAGGGUCGUACACAUCUACAGGCUCAUCACUACUGGAACCAUAGAGGAGAAGAUCUACCAGCGACAGAUCAGUAAACAGGGUCUGAGUGGGGCGGUGGUGGAUGCCAAGAGCUCCAGUAAGGUGCAGUUCUCAGCAGAGGACCUGAAGGAUCUCUUCACUCUACAUGAGGACACAGACAGUGUCACACAUGACCUGUUGGACUGUGCUGUGCCUGGUGGUGACUGUUCAGGCUGCCCUGGCUCAGACCGACCCCAGACCAGCGCGGUGUCGCGCCCCUGUCAGCUGGGCCAGCCCCAGUCUGCCAGCCUGCUGAAGUCUAACCUGUCCAUGGCAGAACUGCUGGGGUGGACACACUACAGGGGGCCGCUGGAGCACCAGGACAUCCAGGACUACCAUCUGUUGUCUUCAGCAGAGAACAUCAGCUAUGUCUUUGUCAAUGAAACUAACAGUUAACAAUCUUAGUGCCUCAGAUGUAGCUGAUAAUAUUAUAUUGAAACUGAUAUGUUAUACCUGUUAAGUAUUCAUAAAAAAAUAUCUAGGAUGUCAGAGUUUUAUCACGUACCAGUAUUUGCAAAGCCAAACUACAUGAAAAUAUUUCAAUGAAGGUUGGACAUCCAUGCAAUAAAGUACACAAUUCCAAAGUUACUUUUGUUCAAAACAUUUGGAUUGUGUAAAUGAUAUGAUUAAAGUAGCAAGAUCCAGUUUAUAACCUUAUCUUGAAGCACUCUCAUGUAGUGUGUAGUUUGUGAGGUAUUAUUUGCAAUGAUAAGUGGAACCAAUACAGUAGUUGUCAAGUAGUUGGUCGGAAAACGGAAGUUGUUUUCAGAAGAUGUUUUCAGAGAGCAAGACAAGGCAACUAGAUGUGUAUUUUACACCUGUCUACCAACAAUGUAUGCCUCAUAUAGGACUUCAACUAUUACUAAGUUAUCUAGUACUUCCAAAAAAUUCUGUACCAUACUGCUGACAAGAGCCUACUGAAAAAGAUACAGGAUAGGAUAUAGCUAUUUAUCUCUUUUGAUAUGACUCAAAGAACUUGAAAAUGUCUAUUUGUAACAAAUGUUGAUAAUAAAAACUUGAUGUAACACAAA
Messenger RNA from Branchiostoma floridae (Florida lancelet), 3763 nucleotides. RefSeq names its product DNA repair and recombination protein RAD54B-like. Gene Ontology annotation, biological process: double-strand break repair via homologous recombination; reciprocal meiotic recombination. The record is from RefSeq and is a predicted model, not a curated record. Gene Ontology annotation, cellular component: nucleus. Gene Ontology annotation, molecular function: ATP-dependent chromatin remodeler activity; ATP binding; DNA translocase activity. Bases 210 to 3128 code for a protein of 972 amino acids. Lineage: Eukaryota; Metazoa; Chordata; Leptocardii; Amphioxiformes; Branchiostomatidae. The transcript is spliced from 17 exons.